Thunnus maccoyii (southern bluefin tuna) is the source of this 2764-nucleotide messenger RNA. It is a transcript of the gene rhoub, whose product is annotated as ras homolog family member Ub. The coding region runs from base 225 to 956 and encodes 243 amino acids. Gene Ontology annotation, molecular function: GTPase activity; GTP binding. Gene Ontology annotation, biological process: small GTPase-mediated signal transduction. Lineage: Eukaryota; Metazoa; Chordata; Actinopteri; Scombriformes; Scombridae. The record is from RefSeq and is a predicted model, not a curated record. The transcript is spliced from 3 exons.
CCCGCCCUCGCAUUGUAAACUGCAGAGAGGCUGUGGUUGUGAUAGUAAUCUGCCACAGUGGCUUUGGCAGCACGCAGGACCGGAGGAGGGGUUUUACGCACGAGUCCCACUCACGACCAUAAGCAUUUGACAAACUUGUGUAAGAGAGGAGAAGCCUGUUCUCAUGGUGGGUCCUUCAUCUGCCCGUCGAGGACACCGCUGGAAGUGAAGUGCUGGCUGAUUGAAUGUCACCUCCAGUCACCAUGGAUUACGGACGGACCAUGGCCCCUCCGGUGCCCCCGCACAAACCCAGUCCUGCCCUGCCAGGGCAAGCGCAGGAGCGGCUGCUGAAGUGCGUCCUGCUCGGCGACGGAGCGGUGGGCAAAACCAGUCUGGUGGUCAGCUACACAACGAAUGGCUACCCAACCAAAUACGUCCCUACUGCAUUUGAUGACUUUUCAGCUGUGGUUCAGGUGGAUGGAAACCCAGUUAGACUACAGUUGUGUGACACUGCAGGACAGGAUGAGUUUGACAAACUCCGCCACUUCUGCUACAGUCGGACCGACGCUCUGCUGCUCUGCUUCAGUGUGGUCAGCCCAGCUUCCUUUCAAAACGUCUGGGAGAAAUGGGUCCCCGAAAUCCGCCGCCGCUGCCCUCUCACACCCGUCCUCCUCGUUGGCACACAGUGCGACCUGCGGCAGGACGUCAAGGUUCUGAUCGAGCUGGCGAGGCGGCGGGAGAGGCCGGUGGCAGAGGAAGACGCCAGAGCGCUGGCAGACAAAAUUGGGGCAGUGACGUACGUCGAAUGCUCGGCGCUCACGCAAAAGAAUCUGAAGGAGGUGUUUGAUGCAGCUAUCGCUGUGGGGCUGCGGCAGUCUGACAGGAGAGCCCGGCGGGAGAGGAAGGUCCGCAGCACAGCUGAUAAGAUGAAGAUGCUCUCAAAGUCCUGGUGGAAAAAGUACGUGUGCGUCCAGUAGGGAAUGAGAAGACAAUCUUCCUGUGUCCGAUGAUAAAACUGGAACUUGUUCAGGAGGACUGAGUUGGAUAUAAGGACUUCUGUUUUCAGGCUCACCUGGACGACCCCAGAUGUGUCCAAAAAUUACUUUGAUCAAUGGAGCAACAGUUCAACAGAGGCAGAGCAUUUCCUCUGGGCUGUAGUGGUUGCAGGUUGGGCAGAAAACAUCCCUUCCUGAUUUCUCCUGAUUUCUUGAUGCCUGAAAGACUGAGAGGCUGUAACCACUGUCUGCUCCUCAGAGCCAGUUUGAACUGUUAAUAUGACUUUGACCAGCAUUCAACCAAAAAUUAUGGAGCUAAUAAAAUUUUAUGGCGCAUGAUGGAACUGCAUAUCAUACUGGACUUGUCCAAAGGAAAUGUGAGCUGCCUUGGAGGGGAGGUGUUCAGACGGUGAUGUUAUGUACUAAAAGUAUACUCCUCCUUUAUGUCUGGUUUGGUACCAUUCUUUAACAAAGUAUAUGAUUUUAUGUGUUCUACACUGUAAUUCAGCCCCCACCACCUCUGAUAGAUAUCUUUAUUUCACUGAAUUCAAAACAUGAAGUUAAUAUAAACUGAUCAGCUUAAAUGCUCAAAUCAAAGAUGCAAUUAUUUCACUGCAGAAAAUCAAAACCAGUCACACACCUUGUUUUCUUAAAUCAGAGAAAUCUCAAAUGACAAAAUAGUAAAAUCUGCUUCUGACCAGAUUUAUUUUAACUUGUCUUUUGGAUUACAAUCAAAUGUAUAUGAGUAUAAAUUUUUAUGAAAUCUAUGAGUUCUUGAGGAUGCGUACGACUGGUUUGAACAAUGCAUGUUGUACUUCUUCUUGUAGGGAUUUCUCUACACCAGCCUGUGUCUGUGCCACAUUUGUAAGUGUUGAUACAGAUGUCACAUUGUUAGUCGAGCCACACAGUUAGAGGUCUGCAAGCUCCUCACCAAUACGCACCUACUGGAUUGAUACUAUAAAACGUUAAUGAAAAGAAUAAAAUUCCUGCACAGGAUAUUAAACUAAAAAGAUGUCUGCUGUAGGUUUUGGCAAACUGAGACAUUUCAGUUGUUCACUUUGACUGAGUUUUUCAUAAAACAUUGUCACUGUUACAAGGUUGCAGCAAUAAGUUGCAUGGUGCCACUGUACAUUGCACUUAUCACACACAGUCCAAACACAUCACUGCCAUGCAAUGGCCUUUGGACCAGUGGUGUGAAAACUUAAGAGUAGGGUAUACGAUGAGUGUUUACCUCCUGAAUUUUCCUUUUAAUAGGUGUCUGAGCAGGUAGAGCAUUAGCGGUGCUGGACUUUAAUCAGUAGCAGAAGUGGCUGCCUUGCACUACACCACUGGUUUGGAUGAUCACAGGGUCUUUCUUUGUCAUUAUAGUGAGGGCCUUAAACAAACAAUUAUCCAUUUUUGUCGGUCAGUAUAUUGGAGCUCUCUCCUCUUCUGAAAUUAUACAGUAAAUGAGGUGAAACCACCAAGGAGACUGAUUCUAUGUUUGCUUCUUAUUUUUCAGAAGCCUGUCAUUCAGCUCUGUCUAUUUAUCUGUUCCUUCUGGGCCAAUAACUGAUCAUCAGCAAUACAGAGCAGAUUUAUGAAAUGUCGUAUGUCAUUAUGUAUGUUACAUAGUACUCAUUUAUGAUGUUUGUAAUGUCAUCAGGAUAAAUCUGUGUACAUAUAUAAUUGACUCAGUCAUGUCCAGUGCCUGAAUGGUACUUUAUGGUAUGAGUGUUUCAGUUGAUGUCUGAGCAGUUUGCUGAGCUGUAUGAGAGGAACAAAAUAAAAAUGUGAAAUAUUUAACCGGU